AGAUACUGUUACAAAAGAAGAAAUGUCACCAGUUGGUCAGGGGGGUGAUGGUGCACCACUGACUUGUGUAAAAGUGGAAGAGAGCUCGGAGGAUGAUCCCACUGGAGACAGUGACAGCAGCAAUUUUGUCCCAAAAGAAGAAGUGAUUUCAUUUAUUCUGUGGGAUGAUGAAGCCCCACCGGAUGAUGUGAACACAGAAGAGAUACCACUGAAGUAUGGUUAUCCUGGCAGCAGUGGUGCUGUCACGAGAAAAUUUGAAUACCAUAGAACUUCGAGCCAACGGUCAUCAUCUGCCAGAAGCAAGCAAAGUAACAAAAUGAUGAAAUCCCGUCAAUGUCCAGAUUGGAAAAAUAGCACAGCAAGGCAUCGUCAAAUUUGGGCUGGGGGUAGACAAUAUAAAUAUUCUCGGGGUAACAGUGGUUUAGAACAGAAGCAAAACCUAGAAAUGAAUCAAGAGAGUUUGUCUGAAGAGGAUGGCAAAGGUGGGCCAUAUAAAUGUACUGAAUGUGAUAAAAGCUUCAUUAGGAAGCAUGACUUCAUAAAUCAUCAACAAGUUCACCCCAGAGAGACACCAAAGCGACCAUAUAGAUGUACUGAAUGUAACAAGAGUUUCGUACACCUGAUUAAUUUCACAUUACAUCAGCAAAUGCAUACAGAAGACAAAUUGUUUAAAUGUGCAGAAUGCGGAAAGUGUUUUACAUAUCGCAGUCACCUUGUAAGCCACUCAGUGAUUCACUCAGAGGAGAAAUCCUAUAAAUGUGCUAAAUGCAAUAAAUGCUUUACACAGUACAGUGCCUUAUUACGUCAUCAGCCGACUCACAUGGUAGGGAAACCAUAUAAAUGUGCUGAAUGCAGCAAGUGUUUUACACAAAGAAGCCAAUUAGCGAGGCAUCUGGUUGUUCACACAGGAGAGAAACCAUACAAGUGUGACAGUUGCAGCAAAUGCUUUACGCAGCGCAGGGACUUAAUGUACCAUCAAGCCAUUCACACGGGGGAAACACCAUACAAAUGUGCUGAAUGCAACAAGUGUUAUACUCGUCGCAAUCACUUAAUAUGCCACAUGGUCACUCACACAGGGGAGAAACCAUAUCAGUGUGCUGAAUGUGGUAAAUGCUUUAUACUGCGCAGUCAUCUAAAGUCCCAUCAAAUGAUUCACACUGGGGAAAAACCACAUAAAUGCACUGAAUGCAACAUGACUUUCAGACUUAAGGAAACCUUUAUUAGUCAUCAGAGAUUUCACAAAGGGGAUAAACAGUAUAAAUGCUCUGAAUGUGAUACGUAUUUUACAAACAGCAGUCAGCUGGAACGUCACCUAGCUGAUCACACAAGGGAGAAAUCAUUUAAAUGCAAUGAAUGCAGUAAAGGUUUUGCAUACCACAGUCACCUAAUACGCCACCUGCUUGUUCACACAGGGGAGAAACCAUAUAAGUGUUCAGUUUGCAGUAAAGGUUUUCAACAAAACUGUGAUUUAAAACGACAUCAAGUCCUUCAUACGGAAGAGGAUCUGUAUAAAUGCCCUGAAUGUGGGAAGUGUUUUACAGAACAUAAACAUUUAUUAAGUCAUCAGACAGUACAUACAGAUGAUAAGCUGCAUGAAUGUGCUGAAUGUGGUAAGUGUUUUACACAUCGCAGUCUUCUAAUGCGCCAUCAUCGUAUACAUACUGGAGAGAAACUGUACAAAUGCAGCGAAUGCAGCAAGUGUUUUGCACAACGUACACACCUCGAAUGCCAUCAAGCCAUUCACUCAGGAACUAAACCAUAUGAGUGUGCUGAAUGCAGUAAACGCUUUGCGCAUCAGAGUUCUCUAAGGAAACAUAAGAAAAGAGAACACGGUUUUCAAACGGUGAAGACCAAAGCAAAACGGAUUUCUUGAAUUUAUGAAUAAUUACUAAUCUGUACCAGUUUAAUAAUAUGAAUUAUUCCUACCUUAGAGUAAAAAGAAAACUGCACACUUGUAGAAAUUAUAGCAAGAGAAAAGAAAGCGACUAGCAUGUGAGAUCAGCCAGUAUUAACUGUUAGUCAAACAGAAGUAAAAAAAACAUCUUAUCACUGAAGAAAUACAGAAUUUUUCAUGGAAAUAGGCAGCUUUAGCGACGUCAGUCUUCUCCACAUAGAGGUACACAAAAUGAAAUGUUAUUAGAUGUUAAUAGAAAUCAGCUUUAUGAAAUAAGGUCUCCCAGAUAGCUUCAGUGGUCUUUUGAGUUCUGGCUGUGAAAAUAUGUUUUUAUGCAUGUUGAUAUAUGCUACCAAAAUCCAUAAUCUUCCUGUGAAUUACAGAAUGAGGCAAUCCUGGGUACAUUAUGGCUGUUGAGAAGAAUGCUCUUGGCAAACAUCAUAGACUGAGGGGGUAACAAUGUCAUGAAUUGUUUUAAGUAGGUUUUUUUCCUUAGGAAUGGGCAUCCAUUCCUCCCAUAGCAUUAAAAAGUCCUAAAUAAGGAGAAAAAUUAAACCAGAAAGAAAUCAUCUAAGUAUGCAGAGUGCAGUAAGUGUUUUUACACAGUACAGUCUGCCUAGGUCUUGACUUAGUCAUGAAAGACUGAAACAAUAUUAAUUUCAUGAUCUGUAAUCAUACUCUUGCAUAGGAAUGGAGUCCAGUCCCAUCAUGGUAUUAGAAACGCAAAACACUUGGAAAAAUUAACCUGCAAGAAAUGUAAUGGUAGUUCAAAACAGUGGACUACAUGCAAGCUGGUUUACAAAGUCUAUAAAAAUCUGCUAGAUACAGACAAACGUAGGUUCUGUAGUAUAGAACUAGAAACAGUUGCAUGUCUUGUUGCUCAGUGGAAUAUACUAAUGGCUGAGGGAUUAUUUUCUGAAAGGCUUGAUAAUGUGGCAAGACUGCUACACUGAGAAUUGUGCAUACACUACAGCAUGCAGAUAGCUGAGAAGAAUUAGAAACUUGGAUCAUAAAGAAUUACUGAAAUUGAAGAUGUUCUGAUGACAUGGGACCAUCAAGUUCCACCAUCAGUUAAUAAAGUAGAAGCAAGUAAGUCAGAUGUAGUAGGCUAAGAAAAAAAGGACAAAAGUAACAUUACUCAUUGAAAUGGCAACACAUAAUGAUCAUAGUGUCAUUCAAACUGUGAACAGAUGGUCAUAAAAUACUGUGAUAUGCAAGCAGAAACUAGAAAGGCACGGAAUAAAGAUGUUUAGAUAGUUCCAAAAGUAGCAAAGCUCCAAGGCUAAUAAAGAAUCCUCAACUUAAAUAUGCUACUGGCACAUAUAGUCUUACAUGAACUGCAAGAGGCAGUUCUGAGUGCAUUACUUGUACUGAGGGAGCACUCUUGUUAAACAUCAAAGAUUGAAACAAUACCAAUAUCACGCAUUUUAAAUGUGGUCCCUAUUAGAAAUAUUUGGAGAAAUUAGAGGGAAAAAAGUAAGAAGCCCUUCACAUCUGCUAAAAUAGUAUAAAAUUGCUUCAGUUUUGUAAACUGUCCUUAGUGAGUGUAGUGAUAUGCAUAAAAGAAACAGUGUCUGAAAAUAUUGGGAUAUGUAUACUUGCACCAAAACAGAAUGGAACAAAGACACUCAAGUAAUUUGAUUUGUCCUUGAAGCAAGUGGGCAAGUACAUGUGAAGGUGCUACCAGUACAGGUAACUCAUGACAGAAGGAGGUAAUCGUGGUACAUUGUAAAUACUGAGGAGUGCACAUGUCAGAUGUUAGAAUCUGAAGCACUACUGAUGUGAUGAACUUUUACAUAUGCUGUGACUUGAGGUAGGGAUCUAUUUCUGCCAUGCCAUUAAAAUCUUUGUUCUUGUAAGGUUGUCAAAAACUUCCCUCCCCUCUGUAAAACCGUAUUAAUCCUUACCUGUCAGCUUUGGAAAUACCUUUGUCAUUCUGUUACAUAUUGUAAACAUAAAUACUUUAUAAUCAUGGCUUAAAAUUUAAAUGGUACUCUAUGAAUCUGGUUUUGAAGGGUCUUUACCCUCUUUGGGUAAGAUGUUGACACUGUCUCUCCUCCUAAAAUAUCACUAAGCAAAACCUUCUAGAUCUUUCAUAUUCUUCCCUCUUGACUUCUAAACUUCUGUGGUAAUAGUACCUCUUCCUGGAGACUUCCAUGGUGAUUGAUUAUACAUUACCAAUUUUAUCUGAUCCUUUCCUACCUUAGCUAUUAAUUCGUGAGCCUCAUCUUGACAUUGGUCUAGUUAGUUAAGUAUUCCAUAAACAUUUCCAUUUGUGUAUUUCCUAGAUGUUCUUUGUGUU
Messenger RNA from Protopterus annectens (West African lungfish), 4196 nucleotides. RefSeq names its product zinc finger protein 665-like. Gene Ontology annotation, biological process: regulation of transcription by RNA polymerase II. Lineage: Eukaryota; Metazoa; Chordata; Ceratodontiformes; Protopteridae. The transcript has 3 exons. The record is from RefSeq and is a predicted model, not a curated record. The coding region runs from base 23 to 1873 and encodes 616 amino acids. Gene Ontology annotation, molecular function: DNA-binding transcription factor activity, RNA polymerase II-specific; RNA polymerase II cis-regulatory region sequence-specific DNA binding.